AUGAGGAGGAUGAAAAUUUUAAGUAUUACUGGAAUAUUGUUGGUGCUGGUGGCAGGUGGCUUGACGAUUGUAUUAGCAGUCCCUACAACGCAGGUUUCUGAUGCAGGGCGUCACCGGGGGCCUGAUUCAUGCACGCCGGUUAUUAUUGCACAUCGCGGCGCUAGCGGGUACGCCCCUGAACAUACUCUCGGAUCAUACGCCCUUGCUAUUACUAUGGGGGCAGAUUAUGUUGAACCAGAUCUUGUGAUAACAAAAGAUGGCCAGCUAAUAGCGAGACACGAUAACGAACUGGGGCUAACUACAGAUGUCGCUUCCCAUCCAGAAUAUCUUCAUCGUCGAAAAACUCAAACUAUUGAUGGAAAAGAAGUCACUGGUUGGUUCACAGAAGAUUUUACACUAGAAGAAAUCAAAUCAUUGAGAGCAAUAGAACGCAUUCCGGAUAUAAGGCCAGGAAAUGCACGAAUGGAUGGCACUUUCGAAAUACCAACAUUUCAAGAAAUUAUAAAUUUAGUAAAAGGAUUACAAAUAAGUCUACGAAAAACUAUUGGACUUUAUCCUGAAAUAAAACAUAGCAGUCACUUUAAGAACUUAGGAUUGCCGAUGGAGCAACUUCUGGUAAACACCUUACAUAGAAAUGGUUACGUCGAUUCUGAUGCAUCCGUUUAUAUUCAAUCUUUUGAAGUAAAUAAUUUAAAGGAACUUAAGAAACUCACCAAACUCAGGUUAAUACAACUAUAUGAAAGUGAUAUGACGCUUCAACCGGCAGAUCAAGUUUUAGAGCGUAGUGGUCUCACCUACGGCAAUAUGUCAACACCAGAAGGGUUAGCUGAGGUCGCAAGGUAUGCUGCAGCUGUAGGACCAGACAAAACCUCUAUUAUUCCUCGAGAUGCUGACAACAAACUCGGGGAACCGACAAGUUUUGUUGCAAAUGCUCAUGCUAAUGGACUUAAAGUUCAUCCUUAUACCUACCGAGCCGAGAAUGUAUUCCUUCCUAAAGAAUACCAAAGUGAAGACCCAUCAGAAUCGGCGAGAGGAAAUUUGGCAGGAGAAAUACAAAGGUAUAUCGAUGCCGGUAUAGACGGACUCUUUUCCGAUCAACCUGAUGUUGUCUUACGCUUGCGGGGUCCAUGUUUG
Molecule: messenger RNA, 1134 nt
Organism: Brenthis ino (lesser marbled fritillary)
Lineage: Eukaryota; Metazoa; Arthropoda; Insecta; Lepidoptera; Nymphalidae
Source: the annotation of a GenBank genome assembly